This is a messenger RNA of Scophthalmus maximus (turbot), 3777 nucleotides long. It is a transcript of the gene nexn, whose product is annotated as nexilin (F actin binding protein). The record is from RefSeq and is a predicted model, not a curated record. Gene Ontology annotation, biological process: axon guidance; homophilic cell-cell adhesion; dendrite self-avoidance. NCBI's taxonomy places the organism in Eukaryota, Metazoa, Chordata, Actinopteri, Pleuronectiformes, Scophthalmidae. Gene Ontology annotation, cellular component: plasma membrane; axon. Bases 279 to 2864 code for a protein of 861 amino acids. The transcript has 15 exons. Gene Ontology annotation, molecular function: cell-cell adhesion mediator activity.
AUCCGAUGGAAAGUAACGGUACUUUUAUGGAAACGGCUCCGCGACACACAACCAGCAGCCAGUCGAGCUGUCGCAGCGGUGGUCGCGUCUCGGGUCGUCCCGCUUGGCUUUGAGUUUCACCUCUUCUGUUUUAUAUCUACCCGACGGAUUUCUUUUCUUCUUCUUCUUCUUCUUCUUCUUUUUUUCUCUCCAACUCGUUUAGAGGAGGACCACUGCACGCUCAACAGGUGGGACAUUUUAUCAGAGCCUGUUUGUCAACUUGUCAUUGUGGUACAAACAUGACGGAGGUGGCGCAGGUUGCGGCGGUCGUCGCCCACGACAUGGAUAAUGUCACGAAUGAAAAUGAACACAGCACGAGCGACGCGGAAAACAAGGAUGAUAAUGUGACCCAGGAGGAGGACGAUGUGGCAGUUAACGAAGAUGACGACGCUGAGGAGACAAGUGAGAAGUCCCCGCAAAAAGAAGACGAAGAGCCUUGCCACACGAAUGAUGAUGAAAGUAAUGAAACUGACAAGCCACGUGUGAACGGUGUGGAGCACGAAGAAAACGAGAAAAAGGUCGUAGCACAGGAUGGAGAGAAGAAAGACGAUGCACAACCUGAUACAAAUGAGGAGCAGAAUGUUUCUGAUGUGAUACUUAAAAAAGAGAAACUUCUCCGAUCCAGAAAGCCGGUGGCAAGAAGUUACGUGCCCAAGCUGAACAAAGACAAGGGGGAUGUGACAAGCAAAUACGAGGUCAUGCAGAAAGCCAGGGAGGAGCGCAGCCGGCAGAGGAACAACGAUGAGCAGCAGAAGCGGAAAGAGCAAUUCAUCAAAGAGAGAGAGUGGAAUCGCAGGAAGCAGCAGAUAAAAGAACUACUGGCAUCCAGCGAUGAGGAGGAAGAGGUGAAGCCGGCAAAGGUAGAAAAAUCCUACGUCCCCAAAAUCACAGGUAGUGUGAAGGGGAAGUUUGCAGAAAUGGAAAAACAAAGACAAGUGGGGGAAAGGAAGAGGAUGGAAGGAGAGAGGAAGAAAAGGGAAACCCAGGACAACAUGGAAAAAGCCAAAAUCAAGAAGGAAUUGGCUCAGAAAGCAGCUGAGGAAGGAGAUGACACCAUCCUUGUACGGGUGGUCCCAGCGAAGGCCUCCCGACAUCCGGGCAGAAUCAAGGUGAACUUUGAGGACAUGGAGAAGAAUCGAGAGGAGGGACUGAAGAAGAGGGCCGAGGAGGAGAAACAGAGACAGUACGAUGAGAACAAACGCUCCUUCAGGGAGUCCAAGCGGCGCUCGGUUGUUGAACAGGAUGAAGAGGAGAAGCCCUCUGAGAAGACGCAGGUGACUCCUGGUAAGCUUAGAAUGACCUUUGAGGAGCUGGAGAAGGAGAGACAGGAGCAGAGGAAGAGGCAUGCUGAGGAAGACGCCAAACGCCGCCUGGUAGAGGAGAAGAAAGCUUUUGAGGAGGCCAGACUGGGCAUGGGAGAAGAUGAGGAAGGAGAUCCGCCAUCGCAGGAGGACAAGGAAGAGUUCCGACCUGGAAAACUGAGGUUGAGCUUCGAAGAGCUGGAGAGGCAAAGAGUCGAAGAAGUGCGCAAGAAAGCAGAGGAGGAGGCCAAGCGGCGGAUGGAGGAGGAGAGGAGAGCUUUCGCUGAAGCCAGAAAGAGCAUGCUUGUGGAUGAGGACGACGAGGCGCUGAUGGCCUUGGUGAACCUGGAGGGCAGUGAGCCCGGGAAGAUAUGCGCCAGUUUUGAGGAUCUGGAACGACAGCGGAGAGAAGAAGAGCAAAAGAAAGCAGAGGAAGAUGCGAAGAAGAGAUUGGAGGAUGAGAAGAAGCUCUUUGCUGAGGCCCGCAAGAGUAUGAUUCCUGGCCUGGAUCAGGAAAAGUCUGCAUAUGGAGAUGAAACAGUACUAGAUGAGGAAGAAGGGAUGACGAAGAGUGAGUCACAGGAGGCGCUGUACCCUAGAAAACUGGAGAUGAACUUCGAAGAGCUGCUAAAAGAGAAGGAGGAAGCUGAGAGAAGACGUAAGGCGGAGGAACGCAAAAAGAAACUGGAGAAGGAGAAGCAGGAAUUUGAACAACUCAGACAAGAGAUGGGCGAGGAUGAAAUAAAUGAAAGCUCAGAUGUUGUAAGCAAAGAGUAUGAAGAGCUGACUAAGCUCAAGAGGACCGGCUCCAUCCAGGCCAAAAACCUCAAGUCCAAGUUUGAGAAGAUCAAGCAGCUGACGGAAGAGGAUAUUCAGAAAAAGAUUGAAAUGGAGAGAGCACGAAGGAAGGCCGUUGAUGAUGAGAUUAAAGAGAGAGAAUCUGAGAGGUUCCAGGAGGAGGACGAGGGCGGCGAAACAACUCCUCAGAGGGCCGAGGAGUCACCGUUCAAACAAAAGGUGGACAUGCGAGCCCGAUUUGAGCAAAUGGCGAAAGCCAGAGAGGAGGAACAGAAGAAGAGGAUAGAGGAGCAGAAGCUACAGAGGAUGCAAUUCGAGCAGCAAGAGAUUGAUGCUGCACUCCAAAAAAAAAAGGAGGAUGAUGGGGAGGACGAGGGUAGCAUCAUCAACGGCUCUGCGGCCUAUGAAGAUGAAGAGGACCACGCCAGGUCUGGGGCACCGUGGUUUAAAAAGCCCCUCAAGAAUCAAUCAGUGGUGGACCAGGAGCCAGUUCGGUUCACAGUUAAGAUCACUGGGGAGCCAAAGCCAGAGGUCACCUGGUGGUUUGAGGGAGAGAUGCUCCAGGACUGUGAGGACUAUCAGUAUAUAGAGAGGGGGGAGACGUUCUGCCUCUACUUGCCGGAGACCUUCCCAGAGGACGAGGGAGAGUACAUGUGCAAGGCUGUGAACAGCAGAGGCACAGCAGCAAGCACCUGCAUCCUCACAGUAGAAACGUAUGACUACUGAUGCCCUUCUUCUACGUUCUGGAAACUUUCCCUGCUGUCUCUUACUCCCUUUUUAGAACUUUGUCCCUUAUGGUAUGGUAUGUUCAAACAGCAGAGGGAAGACAAUAGCAGUAUGCUUGGCAUUCCUCAGGGAGGGACACACACUCACACACAAAAGCAAGAUGUUGUUUACAUAUUGCUCAAUUGCAAACGCUGCACUCCCUGUUAGAGUAGGAUGAUACGUGUGCCAAAAACAGACAUGAUUAUUUGUUCCAAGGGUUGCACAAAAGCUUUAGAACAAUCUUCACUGAGAGGCCCUGAUGAUAUUUGUGAUAACAGCUAUUUUUAAGUAUUGUAGUACUGUAUUGUAAAUAUCAGACUUUGUUAUGUUUUUAGGCAUUGAAAUGUAAAACGUACAAUGUCUUUGUCUGCAGAUUUUAAAGAACAAUAUACAGGAAAAAAAUCAUACAAGCUCGGUAAGAUAUUCUACUACUGCUCAACAACUUCAUCAAUAUUAACCAGUAUGUAGUUUUCGUAACCUUUCCCCAUAUUAGUAAACGAUAUUGUGAUACUUGCCUAGUAUUAUAAGGAAGUCUUCUCCGUGGGGUUUGUUUACAAUGAUAUCACAUUGUAGUUGCAGCCGCCUGUUGGAAAAACAAAGCAAUUUGAACUUGUGUACAUCCUGAAUUUCAAUGAAACUCCAGAUGAAAUUUUUUUUUUAACUUCAGCAUCUAAACAAUUUUAAUAUGUUGAUUUUUUUCAUGCACCAAUCCCCCCUUUUUCUUUUUGAAUGUAAUACUCUUGAUGCAGUUGUCUUGAUUCAGUUGUGCUGGACAAUAGGUGACCGUUUUAUGGUUUGAUAAUAAAAAAAGCAUAUAGGCUAGCCUGAAUAUUUGUCAUAUGAAAAUGUUUUAAUAAAAUGAACAAAAAUAACC